Molecule: messenger RNA, 3495 nt
Organism: Rattus rattus (black rat)
Lineage: Eukaryota; Metazoa; Chordata; Mammalia; Rodentia; Muridae
Gene: Stat2
Product: signal transducer and activator of transcription 2
Exons: 24
Coding region: 188-2716 (842 amino acids)
Biological process (GO): type I interferon-mediated signaling pathway; regulation of transcription by RNA polymerase II; defense response
Molecular function (GO): RNA polymerase II cis-regulatory region sequence-specific DNA binding; DNA-binding transcription factor activity, RNA polymerase II-specific
Source: RefSeq, a predicted model, not a curated record
GCCUCCCGUCGCCCCACCGAGGCCGGAACGCCGAGCGUCCACAGCCGGGUGACGGGUUCCGCCGCUCACGGUCUGGGUCCGCCGGAGUCGGGAGUGGGUGGGAAACGGGUCCUUGAGCCACUUGAAGGAUUGGAAGUUGAAACGGGAGCACUGGAAGGAGCGGCACUUUACCCUCAGAAGAGUCCAAAUGGCGCAGUGGGAGAUGUUGCAGAACCUUGACAGUCCAUUUCUGGACCAGUUGCAUGAGCUCUACUCACAAAGCCUCCUGCCAAUGGAUGUCCGACAGCACUUGGCUGCCUGGAUUGAAGACCAGAACUGGAGGGAAGCUGUACUAGGCAGUGAUCAUUCCAAGGCCAACAUGCUAUACUUCAACAUCCUGGACCAGCUGAACCAGUGGGACCACUACAGCUUGGACUCCGACUACCUUUUAUUACAACAUAACUUGCGAAAAUUCAAUCGGGACAUUCAGAUGUUUCCCAAUGGCCCUACCCAGUUGGCUGAGAUGAUCUUCAAUCUUCUCCUGGAAGAGAAAAGGAUUCUGAAUCAGGCCCAAAGAGCUCAAGAGAUGCAGCCCAGGCCAGCCCCUGAAGCGGCAGGGGAAAGCCAGCAGCAGCUUGAGAUUGAAACAAGAAUCCUGGAUUUACAGACUGCUGUGGAGGCGCUGGUGAGAUCCAUCAGGCAGCUGAAGGAUGUGCAGGAUGUCUUCAGCUUUAGAUACACAGUUCUCAACCACAAGAAGACAUCGUCUUUGGACCCCCAUCAGAGCCAACAGCGGCAGCUUGUGCAGACAACAGCCAAUGAACUGGACAGAAUGAGAAAGGAGGUGCUGGACAUCUCCAAAGCACUGGUUGGACGAUUAACCACCCUGGUCGACCUGUUGCUGCCAAAGCUGGACGAGUGGAAGGCUCAGCAGCAGAAGUCCUGCAUUGGAGCCCCAGCACCCGAGCUGCAGCUGGAACAGCUGGAACAGUGGUUGACAGCUGGAGCAAAGGUCUUGUUCCACCUUCGGCAGCUACUGAAGCAACUGAAGGAUAUGAGUCUUAUGCUUCAUUAUGAGGGUGACAUGUUUGGCCAAGGGGUGGACCUGCAGAAUGCCCAAGUCACGGAGUUACUUCAGCGUCUGCUCCAAAGGUCCUUUGUAGUGGAAACCCAGCCCUGCAUGCCCCAGACUCUCCAUCGACCCCUCAUCCUGAAGACUGGGAGCAAGUUCACUGUCCGAACAAGACUGCUGGUGAGACUCCAGGAGGGCAAUGAAUCACUCAAAGCAGAAGUCUCCAUUGACAGGAAUUCAGAAUUGCCAGGCUUCCGGAAGUUCAACAUUCUGACCUCAAACCAGAAGUCCUUGACCCCUGAGGAAGGCCAGAGACAAGGCUUAAUUUGGGACUUCGGCUUCUUGACGCUGGUGGAACAGCGCUCAGUGGGCGCAGGAAAGGGCUGCAACAAGGGGCCGCUGCCUGUGACGGAGGAGCUACACAUCAUCAGCGCCACGGUGGAGUACGUUUACCAGGGUCUGAAGAUGAAGCUGCAGACGGACACUCUCCCUGUGGUGAUUAUCUCUAACAUGAACCAACUCUCCAUUGCCUGGGCCUCCAUUCUCUGGUUCAAUAUGCUCAGCUCAACUCCCAAGGACCAGCAGUUCUUCUGCCAAGUUCCGAAAGCUCCGUGGAGUUUGCUGGGGCCUGCACUCAGUUGGCAGUUCUCCUCCUACAUCGGCCGAGGCCUCGAUCCUGAGCAGCUGGGCAUGCUGAGAAACAAGCUGUUCGGAAAGAACUGCAAGACAGAGGAUGCACUGUUGUCCUGGGCAGACUUCAGCAAGCGAGAGAGCCCCCCUGGCAAGAUCCCUUUCUGGACCUGGCUGGACAAAAUUCUGGAGCUGGUACAUGACCACCUGAAGGAUCUCUGGAACGAUGGGCGCAUCAUGGGCUUUGUGAGCCGGAGCCAGGAACGCCGACUGCUGAAGAAGAUGGUGUCGGGCACCUUCCUGCUGCGCUUCAGUGAAACUUCUGAAGGGGGCAUUACCUGCUCUUGGGUGGAGCACCAGGAUGAUGAUAAAGUCCUCAUCUACUCUGUGCAGCCCUACACCAAGGAAGUGCUACAGUCACUCCCACUGACAGAGAUCAUCCGCCACUACCAGGUUCUCGCCGAAGAGAACGCUCCUGAGAACCCACUCCGCUUCCUCUAUCCCCGCAUCCCUCGGGACGAAGCCUUUGGGUGUUACUACCAGGAAAAAGUUAACUUGGAAGAACGGAGGAAAUACCUGAAACAUAGACUCAUCGUGAUCUCUAACAGACAGGCGGACGAGCUGCAGCAGCCUCUGGAGCUUAAACAGGAUCCAGAGUCCUUAGAGCUGGAUGCAGAGCUCAUGUCAGUGAUGGAGUUGGCACAAGACCUGGAGCUGCAGUCAAUGCUGCAGGCGGGGCUGGACCUGGGCGUAGAGCUGAAACCAGAUCCCACACCAAGUCCAGCCCCACAAAUCCUGCUGGAGCCAGACCCAGCACGCACAUUGAAUCAGCUGUUGCCAGAGCCGGAUUUGCCUCAGGACCUGCAGCAGCUGAACACAGGGGAGAUGGAAAUCUUCAGAAACAACAUAAAUAUUGAUGACGUCAUGCCCUACGGUGACCCAGUGUUGGCUGGCCAGAGCAUCAUAGAGGAGGCUUACAGGUCCUACUCCAGCCAUUUUGACGCGGAUGGACCCUUGAUUCCUUCUGAAGACUAAGAGCUUUGUUUCUGUUUUGUCCCUUCUAACUCCCAAAUCAGGAUGUUGCUUCCAGCAGUGGGAAAAGAGGCCUUGUAAUCAGGGUUAGCAUAGGCUCUGGAGUAAGAGGUAAAAGCAUAGCAUGCUUUCUAAGGUACACCACAGAUCAGAACAGACACUGGCCACAGCCCUUCUAGGACCCUGAGGCUGCCUGCCAUGCCAGGAGACACAGGGGUCUUAAGGGCAGUCAGGACAUUUGGGAGGUCCUUAGAGGGUCUGAGGCAGUGGUGUCUUUCCAGUAUGGAACGAUUUUAAUGUUUUGAUAAUUGGCUAAGUUGGUAUGAAGCAACAUUGGGCCUUGGUGGGGAGCUCAUGGAUGGAAUUCUGUCCUUCCUUCAUCGCUAUCCUGGGUCCUGUCAAACCCAGAGCCUUGCCCACGGUAGGCAACCACAGUGGCACUGAGCCAUGCCAUACCCAGCUGAGUUCUUCAGUUCUCUCUUCCGGUUAUCUCAGGUCUCCUCCCUUCACUCCUGACUCCAGUUCUAAAUCCUUCUCUUCCUGUAGAGACUGAGAGCUAUCUGCUUCAGUCGGCCAUGUGAAGCAGACUACUGCUAGCAGCCCCUUGCCAUGCUCAACCCCCACAAAGUGACCCUGACACUCUAAUGAAGGCGUGACGCUUUGCUGCCUUAGACUGUCCCGUCUCUACCUCCCCCAGCGCCUGAGAGAAUCACUCCUGGAGGUUUGAACGGUUUCUGAGCCCUUGGGCAUUGCUUCUCAUAAUAAAUACUUGAUAGAGCUGA